Trichosurus vulpecula (common brushtail) is the source of this 879-nucleotide messenger RNA. RefSeq names its product secreted frizzled-related protein 5-like. The transcript is spliced from 4 exons. The record is from RefSeq and is a predicted model, not a curated record. Gene Ontology annotation, biological process: non-canonical Wnt signaling pathway; canonical Wnt signaling pathway; negative regulation of canonical Wnt signaling pathway. NCBI's taxonomy places the organism in Eukaryota, Metazoa, Chordata, Mammalia, Diprotodontia, Phalangeridae. Bases 1 to 879 code for a protein of 292 amino acids. Gene Ontology annotation, molecular function: Wnt-protein binding.
AUGGUGGCCAGAGGGUGCAUGGAGAGGCUGCUGCUUGCCUUGGUAGGUCUGUGUGGCUACUGCUUUGGAAGGGCUGGGGCACAUUUCCCUAGAAGCUCCUCUCGAUGCAUGUUCAUUCCAAGAAGCAUGGCCCUAUGCUAUGAUAUUGGCUAUUCUGAAAUGCGAAUCCCCAACCUGCUGGAACAUGAAACCAUGGCUGAAGUGAUCCAGCAGUCCUCCAGCUGGCUGCCGCUGCUGGCAAGGGAAUGUCACCCAGAUGCCCGCAUCUUUCUCUGCUCGCUUUUCGCACCAAUUUGCCUGGACAGGAUCAUCUACCCCUGCAGAAGUCUUUGUGAAAGUGUUCGGGACAGCUGUGCCCCCAUCAUGGCUUGUUAUGGAUACCCCUGGCCCCAGAUCCUCCAGUGCGAUAAUUUUCCUGUAGAUCACAGUCUGUGCAUCUCUGCAAUCACCGACGACAUGAGUACGAGCAGGAGAAUUCCUCGAGCCAGCUGCCGGGACUGUGAGUUGGAAGAUGCAAGCUCCCCAAAGGAGGUUCUGGAUACCUUCUGUACCAAUGAUUUUGCUGUGAAGAUUCACAUCUCUAGGAGAAACCGGACCUCGUCCAGCAUCUUUGACUAUGAUAUGGACUCCCGGCUGGAGGUGCUGAAGCGAGGGCCCCUGCUGCCAACAGAAGUUCACCCCAGACUGAAGCAGUGGCUAGAGUGGGAUGCUACCUGUGUGCACAACCUCAUGCGGGGCACUCACACAGGGGCCUACAUUAUCAGUGGUGAGGUCCAGGGCAACCGACUGGUGGUUAACAAGGUUUAUGCCUGGAACAAGAGGAACCGGAACCUGCAUCUUGCAGUCAGAAAGUGGAAGCACCACCGGUGCAGAGAGUAG